UGCAGAAGAAGACGCCAGUUGCAGGUACAACUUCAGAGAAGAAGAAGAAACAUGAGUAGUGUCAUGUAAUCAUAACAUGACCAAGGUUAACCUGAAGAUACUGGAGAAAACUAUGAUUGACAUUUGACAAAAACAGUGUGUCAUCUUAUCUCGGUCGCGAUGAGCGUCCCCUGUUUCUUGUCCUCCACCGCCCGAAGCUUCAACCUGCCGUGUCCCGCCGCUGGUCUGCUCUGCUGCCGGCUGCUAGGCCACCGCUCCGUCACCAGAAGAAAUAUGUCCUCCAAAAGACAAAUGGACCAUCUAGAGAGGACAGCGAACAACUCCAGACAAAAUGCUCUGUACCCAGCUCAAGUAUGUGGAAUCAUAAAUGAGUCAGAGACAGUAAAACGUUUGAGGAUAGCCGUGCAUCCAGACUUCAGCUUCAAAGCGGGACAGUGGGUUGAUUUCUUCAUCCCUGGCGUGGAGAAGGUGGGAGGCUUCUCCAUGUGCUCCAGCCCGGGUUUGCUGCAGCGGGAGGGGGUCGUCGAACUGGCCGUAAAAUACACCAAACACCCCCCGGCAUACUGGAUCCACACUAUGUGUACAGUGGGCUCCCGGGUGGCCAUGCGUGUCGGCGGGGACUUCUUCUUCGACCCGUCACCUUCUGACCCCUCGGUGGAUUUGCUGCUGGUUGCCGGGGGUGUAGGGAUCAACCCUCUGUACUCCAUUCUGCUGCACACCACAGAUCUCCUGCAUCUCAACCAAGCCUCAGGUGGUCGGGACUACAACAUAGGCUCUGCUCACCUAUGCUACAGCGCCAAGAACACCCAGGAGCUGCUCUUCAAGAGCUCCAUCAUCGAGGCGUGUCGGGAGUUCCCUGACAAGUUCUCCUGUGACUUCCACGUCACGCAACAGAGCACAGAUGUCGACCCACACCUCCAGCCAUUUCUCAACCGUGGGAGAAUCACAGAGGAGGAGUUGCAGGCUCAUGUGGACCCACAGAGGACUUUGUGUUACCUGUGCGGGCCCCCGCCCAUGAUCGAAGCAGUUUCAAAAACCCUCACGGACCUCGGCCUCUCGAAAGACCGGAUCCUCUUUGAGAAGUGGUGGUAGAGCCUCUGACAGCUCCCACUAAUCAACAGGGUUGUCCUCCUGGCUCUCGAUUCCUUUUGCAGUGCUCAGGGAGGAGGAUGUAUGGGGUGUGGCGAGAAUGGAAAGCAACUGAAAUGUGAUGUGGACGUUAAUGCAAGCGCUCGAGCAACUGAGGAAAUUCAUCCUCCGCUCCCUGCUGCUACCUGAUCUGCGAUAGACCGCUGGGGACCGCCCACUCUUCAGCUAGCAGCUGACUUACAACAAUAGAGAUGCGUUUUAUUCCAUAUUAUCUUAACAUUAUUAUCCUGACUGUAAAAUCAUUGAUUUUAUGACAUUUCCAGCUCACUGCCUCGCUGAAAACUUCAAUGUCCCCUUCACAAGCAUGAUGGACACAUUUUGAUUCAGAUGAUACAUACCUUCGAGUUCAGUUUAUAUUCCUUAAUAUUCAGUUUCCAGCCUAUACUUGGCUUGACUGAGGUUCUGCUUAAACAAACACAUACGUGAUGUUUAGUUUUAUGUACAAUUUCCACCUAAAUGUUUUACGCACCUUUUAACCUAUGCAUGUCUUAAAGGAAUAGUUUGACAUUUAUUCACAUUCCUGCCAAGAGUUAGAUUAGAAGAUUGACACCACUCUGUCGGCUAAAUAUAGAGCCGCAGCCAGUUAGCUUAGCUUAGCAUAAAGACCAUAAACGGGGAAAUGGGUUACAAAAUCUGCCUACUGCACCUCUAAAGCUAUUCAAUUAAUGUGUCAGGUCUGGUUUGUUUAAUCCAUGCAAAAAACUGUAAAACUGACAUCUUCUGGCUUUAUGCGAGUGGGGGUCAAGUGCUGAACAAGCUCCAUGAAGUCAGUGCACCUGUACAAUAAGUAUUUAACUGCAUGAAAUUGCAACUUGUUUUUACUUUUUUGUACAGAUCAAAUAAAUUAGAUAUAAUAUGUUCAAUAGCCAGGCUAGCAGUUUCCCCGUUUCCAGUCUUAAUGCUAAGCUAGCCUGUUGUUGGCUGCACCUUAAUAUUUAUAUUCCUUGUGUAAGUCUCAGCAAGAAAGUGAAUGAGCAAAUUUUUUAGAAUGUCAAACUAUUGCUUUAAAAUCUCUAGAACAUAAAGGAAACAAUAGUGCAAACAAUAGCAACGUGUACUGUUAUUUUACACUGUACAUCAGUGUUGGAGUGACUCAUUUUCAGAAUACCUCUAAUACUAACUUGAUAAAAUGUUUUGUAAGAAGUGUUAUACCAUGUGUAUUUAUACUUUGUGAAAUAACUUAGAGCUAUUUAUUUGCAGAACUGAAGAUUUGUUUGACUGAUAAGUUACAAUGGAGUGAUUGUUUCUACAUUUUACUCACAUGCAAACUUCGCACCACUUGGUGUAUUUUUAGUCAAAUAUUUAACAAACUCCCACAUAUCAACCAGUGUCCCAGCCUGUUUCACUCACUUACACUAUUAUAUGCAUACACAGCGCGUCUCACACGCAUCCACAAACCCAUGAACGGUUUCUCAUCCCAGGGUGGAGUGAGUAUCCCAUGGUGCACUGUAAUGGAACCUCCAGGUGGUCUCUGAUUGGCUUGGAUCGCUGAACAUCCCUCGGAGAUGGUUGCGAGCUUCUUGCCAUCGUCUCUCAGUGGGGGUUACACCGUUGAGACUCAUUUUCGAGUUGUUUCUGCGUUCCUUCCUCAUAUGAGGAAAACUUUAUGCUGGCAACAUGAGAUUUAGAGGAAAUAAAAGAAAUUGAGUCAA
Molecule: messenger RNA, 2801 nt
Organism: Lates calcarifer (barramundi perch)
Lineage: Eukaryota; Metazoa; Chordata; Actinopteri; Centropomidae
Gene: oxnad1
Product: oxidoreductase NAD-binding domain containing 1
Exons: 8
Coding region: 160-1092 (310 amino acids)
Cellular component (GO): mitochondrion
Molecular function (GO): oxidoreductase activity
Source: RefSeq, a predicted model, not a curated record